Messenger RNA from Spodoptera littoralis (African cotton leafworm), 1302 nucleotides. The record is from the annotation of a GenBank genome assembly. Lineage: Eukaryota; Metazoa; Arthropoda; Insecta; Lepidoptera; Noctuidae.
AUGGGUAUAAAAGAAGCUAAUAUUUAUUUAGAUAAUCAAUGGAACACGUAUUACGCUGGCCAAACCAUCAAUGGAAGAAUAGAAUAUGUGUUUGAUAGUCCUAAAAAAGUGCGAGGUAUCCAUGUCAAGUUUAAAGGAGAAGCUCACACGGAAUGGUGUGAAAGUAGAAAUCAAGAAACUUCCGAUGGGAAGACAGAAUCGACUGAUACCAUGCACACUGGACAUGAGGAGUACUUCCAAGUCUCAUACUAUUUGCUGGGAAGCAAUUCAGGAAAUGAAAUAGAAAUCCCAGCUGGUAAGCAGGUGUACAACUUCACUUGUGCCUUACCUCCUGUUUUACCUUCAUCCUUCGAGGGCCAAUAUGGAUAUGUCAGAUAUACCAUCAAGGUGACCCUGGACCGGCCCUGGAAGUUCGAUCAAGAGACAAAAAUGGCUUUUACUGUGAUUAAUGCAUUUGAUUUGAAUCUCAACCCUUCUUAUAAGGAACCAAUUCACAUUCAACUAGAGAAGACAUUCUGUUGCUUCUGUUGUGCGUCGCCUCCUUUGUCAGUUGACGUUCAAGCUCCUGUCUCAGGAUAUGUACCUGGUCAGAAGAUACCUAUAAGAGUGGAAGUAGACAACAAGAGUAAUGUCCAACUACAUCUCGUUAAGGUCUUCUUGAGAAAGGUGGUAACAUACAGAGCUACAUCACCUACAAAUCAAACGAAGAAGAUCAAAGAUGUAGUGCUAACUAUACAAGAAGGGCCAGCGCCUGCGGGAACGACGAAGAGUUGGGACUUAACUAUGGAAGUACCGCCGAUACCUCCGUCCGAUCUAGUCAACUGUAACAUCAUUGAUUUAGAUUACGAUUUUAAGGUGGAGUGUGUAGUAUCGGGUAUGCAUUUGAACAUGAGUGGCAAGAAAUACAUCGCCAUCGGAACUGUACCGUUAGUCGGUAUGGUGGGCCAAGUGGCGCCCUCUGCACCACUGCCAAGUAACGCAGAAACUGGAGAGACGAGUCCGGGCUCGCCUAGUCAGCCAGCUGUGUUGCCCGUCAGUCCUGGAUCGCCUAUAAUGCCUUCAGCUCCAGGCGGUGAAGCAGCUCCUGGAGGCUGGGUGAUGCCGGGAGCACAGCCCGUGCAGCCGCCAUAUCAAACAUUGUACCCGACUUUAACUACACCAGUUUACAAGGAAUCUCCAUACCAAGCGCGUACAAUUCAGGAGAGGGGGGAAUCAAAUCACAUGUUGAUCAGAGGUCAAAGUAACUUCGCCCCUUACUAUCCUACUUACGCUGCCGUCCAACCGCCGCCAUUACCUCAGUAA